Molecule: messenger RNA, 4656 nt
Organism: Colias croceus (clouded yellow)
Lineage: Eukaryota; Metazoa; Arthropoda; Insecta; Lepidoptera; Pieridae
Exons: 3
Coding region: 354-2129 (591 amino acids)
Source: RefSeq, a predicted model, not a curated record
ACUGGUAUAAAGUGAAAGCCACAGAACAGUAAUACUGUUCUGUGGUGAAAGCUCUUUUGAGUAUGUAUUCUUUGGUGAAAGGCGCUUGUCACUUGUCAGUGCAGCUAAGGUCAAUGUGGCGGCCGCGGCGCCUAUAGUUUGCAGCAGCUGACCGUGUAGUGUAUCUGACUAUUACUCAUUUGUGCCAGUGCUCCACGCUAUAUUAUUUGUGUUUAAUUUUUGUCAGUGUUUAAUGUAAAUGUUGUUAUUUAUUAAAGUGAAACUUUUAUUUGCUUUUGGUAAAUGACGACACAGCUAGUGAGUCCAAAAAACUGAUCAACGUGGAAAAAAGCAAAGAAUAGUGCAAAAAAAAAAUGAAUGACGAUGAAUUAAAUUUACGCCGUAAAAAACAGAACGCUGACAGAGCACGUGCUUAUAGAAAAAGGAAAAAAGAUCUUGAUGCCAUGCCCAGUACUGAUACCGUUCAAAGUGGUGAGCCUGCAUCUGAAAAUAUUGUUACAGCAAAACUUUUACAUCAAAAGCAACUAAAUGCGGAACGAUGCCGCAGGUAUCGUCAAAAAUGCAAGCGGCUAAAAUCGGGUGCCAAUUUUAACCGAGGCACUAGUGACAGCAAUACAAUUACAAGUCGAGAUACAAGUACAAGUCGAGAUACAAGUACAAGUCGAGAAUUAAUUGUUAAUCCAGAGGAAUUUCAAAACUCGUCCGAUCAACCUCAAAAAUUUUUUAACCAUGAAUCUUCACCGCAGGCUCCUGAAGAUACAACUGGCAAUGCAAACACUUCUACUCCUGCGGGCGCACGCUUUCGUCGGUACCGACGAAGAUUGAACGCACGAAGAACUCACGCAGAAGAAAAUCCUUCAUCGAUCUAUACAUUUUAUAUGAGACAUAACGGAGCUCAUAAUCUUUUUAAAACCUUAUUUGAGGAUAAUCCAUUUGGUUUUGCGUGCACUGUUUGUGAUAGAUUAUGGUUCAAAAAUGAUUUGAAAUCAUUUCGUUUAUCGUGCAGUGCAAUCUUAGAACAAAUAUGCCCAACUGUCUCGUUGCAAGACAUUCUUGUGUGUGCGACCUGUAAAACUUCGUUAACUGCUGGAAAAAUACCGAAUUUGGCUGUGUACAAUGGAUUUAAGUAUCCACCUAAGCCUAAUCUCCCGAAUUCAGUAGAAUAUUGGCAAAGUCGAAAGAAAGACCUCUUUGCAAUGAUCCGGCAACUUGGUAAGCCAACAGUAUUUUUGACGAUGAGUGCCAAUGAAAUAUCAUGGAAAUGGCUUUUGAAAACAUUGCAUAAAUUGAAAUAUGGCACGGAGAUAACUGAUUUAGAAAUUGAUCAGCUGCAUUAUAAAGUCAAGGCAGAAUUAAUAAAUGAAGAUGCUGUAACAUGCGCUAUUUAUUUCAAUAAACUCGUCAAUGUCAUGAUGAAAAUUCUCCAACAUAAAACCAUUAGCCCAUUCGGUAAGCAUUAUGUUCAACAUUAUUUCAAGAGGAUUGAAUUUCAACACAGAGGAAGUCCUCAUGCUCAUAUUUUACUUUGGCUGAAUGAGGCGCCUAAAGAUUCGUUUGGAGCAGACAUUAAUUCUACUAUUCAGCUUAUUGAUGAUUUAAUUUCAGUAUCGAGCACAGAAGCGUCAGGAAACAUUAAUCUAGUCACACACCAUCACACUUUUACAUGUUAUAAAAAUGAUCAGAAUCAACGAAAAUGCAGAUUCAACGCCCCUUUCAUGCCUAGUAGGUCAACGAUACUACUCAAGCCUUUGGCUAAAUCUACUGAUGAUGAAAGAUAUGUUUAUGAUGAGUAUAAGAAAAGAUAUAAAACAAUACACCAAAAUCUCGAAAACAAUAACUACGAUGAUAUUGAUGAUUUUUAUAAUAAAAAUAACAUUUCAUCAGAUGAGGACUAUCAUAAAAUUCUAUCUGCUGGAAUUUCAAGACCAAUGGUUUUCGUUAAACGGCAUCCUAAUGAAAAAUGGCAUAACUUCUUUAAUCCAUUUAUAUUUCACCAUUUGCAGUCGAACAUGGAUAUCCAAUACAUUACAGAUGAGUAUUCCUGUGCUGCAUACGUUGUGGAGUAUGUAAACAAAUCGAAUCGAGGCACUAGUAAUCUUCAGCAGGAACUACUGGAUCUUUUGGAAUAGAAAUGUCCAGCCAAGAAGCAGCAUGGUUUCUUCUUAGAGAACCAAUGUCUAAAUCAACGCUUAAGGUUGAAUUCAUACCUACGAUGUGGCCUCAGGAACGUCAUCGUAUUCGAAAAACAGAAAGAAUUAGAAAGACUUUCUGAUAACGAUACCAAUAUUUGGAAAGAAAAUUGUUUCGAAAAAUACGAAAAUCGACCUGUUUGCUGAGUUUGUUGCUUGGUAUCCAGUCAAAUCUGGACAAAUCCCGUCGGAACCUGCACUUACAGACGAAAAUUCGAAUUCAGAAGAUGAAGUAGACAUUGAAGAAGAGUUAGCACCAGAAGAAAACAUUAAUCAACAAAGUAAUAAAGUAUAUUACCGACGGAAAACUCCAAGGAUCGUACGCUAUCGACAUUACGAUAUGGCAAAUCAAAUGUUAGACUACAAACGUGAAAUGCUUACUUUAUACAUUCCAUUUCGUAAUGAAGAAAGGGACAUUUUAGCUGAAAUGCGAUUCAAUCAAAUUUAUGAAGAAAACGAACAACUGAUUUUAGCUCGUCGUGAAGAGUUCGAAGCAAAUUUAGAUAUUGACAAAAUUAUUGAAGCAUACAGAAAAUUAUGUCACCCUGAUGAAAAUGAGGAAGACCUUGAAAUUUUGCCGCUUAUACAACAUGAUGCAAAUCCAUUUAUUGAAUUUUAGAACAAUCCAGACUCAGGAUUCAAUGAAGAUCUUUUUGUGGCGAGCAUGCAUUUACUUGGACCCAUUGAAGUACAUUUUACAUGAAGUAAUGCGUCAAGAAGAUCGAGAGUUUUCGUCUAUUUUAACAAAAAUUGGUAGUGGAUCACAGUUAAGUUUAGAGGAAACAAAUAUUAUCGAAUCAAGAAUGUUCACUGAAGACGAAGCUAAACAAAUGUGUCCAUCAGGAAUUCGAUUAUUUUUUCAAGUUAAGAAAGUUUAAAAUUACAACAAUUCGAUCCUAUCGACGUAUGAUACAAAAUACGAGUCAAUUUCUGAGGACAUAAUCAUGAAUUGUGAUGACCCGGUAAGUACUUGCUCAAAAAUAUUUAGAUGCAUUUGCAAAAAAAGCACCCGUUGAUACCGGUGGGCUGCCACAUAAAAUAAUUUUUGUUAAUGAUUUACCGUACGUCAUAACAAAAAAUGUUGACGUUUCAGACGGAAUCGCUAACGGUAAUGUAGGGAAAUUGAUACAUCUUGAAUUUGACGAUACUAAAUUAAUUAGAGUAUGGUUACUGUCUCCGGACAAGAAUGUGGGGAAAAAAAUCCGACAAAAAUUUGCUCAUCGCAUCGAGGAAUUAAAUAUUAAUAGAUACUCCGUGCCAAUCAAGUCAUUAUCAACUUCAUCACCAAUCAACGGUCGUCAACGUAAUACUGUAAUAAAACGAAAACAUUUUCCAUUAUCAGCUUUCAAUGCAUCAACGAUUCAUAAAGCACAAGGAGGAACGUACAGUGAAGUUGUUUAUCAUUACGAAAAAAAUCAUGCUCAAGAUUUAGUUUACGUAGCUCUUAGCCGCGUGACUGGUUUAAACGGUCUUUACAUCGUGUCAGAAGAUAGCAACAAAAUUUUUUAUCACACUGGUUGUCGAGUUACUAAACAAACACAAGACUUGAGAAUAGAAUUAGAGCGACUUUCGUUGAAUCCACUGAUUACUAUCACCGAUGAAAUCUCGAAUUUCAUUAUGAGUCGACGGGGUUUGUCGAUGAUAUCAUUCAAUGUCCAAAGCUUACGAGCUCAUUCGAAAGAUAUUUCUGCAAGUCUGACAAAAUCAAUCAAUACUCUUGUUUUAUGUGAAACUAAUUUGAAAAAUAAUGAGCAAAUUUUCACCCAAUUUUCAUUGUGUGAGUAGGCAGAAACAUAGUACUUCUCGAUAUGGUGGAGUAGCUAUACUAAAAACAAUGAUAAUUCAUUGAGGGUUCCUUCAGUAAUGCAAGCAUACAUCAAUAACAUGAGUGUAAGUCAAGCAACUGCUUCCGAAUCUGCUGUGGGAGAUUUUUGUGCAGCUAUUUGUCAACUCGAUGAAAACAGAAAACUCGUGAUUGCGUCAAUAUAUUAUAUUAAAGUAAAUAAAAAAAUAGAUGAUGUAAUGGAUUUUCUAGGUUUUCAUCUAGCUCCAUUUGCUACGUCAUCAGCUCAAAUCUUCCGUUCUCGAGAAAUAUAUUCACGAAUGCCUGUUAUUUUGUCUGGUGAUUGUAAUACAGAUUUCAAGAAAGAAGAAUCUGCUCCACUCAUUGAAUACUUGAGAGAAGAAAUGAUAAAUGAUAAAAAUGUACCCACCACGAGAUAUGGUUCAACGAUCGAUGCGGUUUUUACUAGAUACAUUGAAAAAAUCGAAUGUAAAUCACUGUUCACGUAUUUUAGUUACCAUAAAAUAUUGGUUACAUUUAUAAACUGUGAAACUCAUAAUGAAGAUGGAAUGAUAAUAGAAUGAUUGACAAGUGAUAACUGCGUUAAAAACAACCGACUUCAAACUUGCACUUGCAAAAAUGCCCAUAAAAUAAAAACUACUGGGUCUAUCCGAAUAAAAUUUU